This is a messenger RNA of Psylliodes chrysocephalus, 1205 nucleotides long. The record is from the annotation of a GenBank genome assembly. Lineage: Eukaryota; Metazoa; Arthropoda; Insecta; Coleoptera; Chrysomelidae.
UCAGACACUUGAAUUUUAUCUCUAGUAUAAAAACAAAAUCGCAAUAAAUAUUUUGUUCUAAUUAUUUUGAAAUGAAACUGAUCGCAUUUGCUUUCGUCGCCAUUUUGGCGUUAGUACAGGGCGAUUCUGCCAAACAAUGUGACCUAGAUGCAUGCAAAAUAGAUUCAAAUUGCAGAUGUUCCAAUAGUCCAUCUCCUUUAGAUGGGAGUCUAGGCGAUUGGCCACAAUUGGUCAGUUUAACCUUCGAUGACGCUAUCACUGAAAAAGUUUACAACGACUACUUGGAUCCUUUGUUAUUCUCAAGGACAAAUCCAGAUAAUAAUCCUAUCGGAGUGACUUUCUUUGUACCACAUGAAUAUACUAACUACCAAAGAGUAAAUGAUUUGUACAAUAUUGGUUUCGAAAUUGGUGUACAUUCCAUUACUAAAAAUCCUCUUCAAUCUUACUGGAGAUCAGCCUCAGAAGAAGACCUUGUUAAAGAAUUCGAAGGCCAAAGACACAUCAUAUCUAAAUUCGCUGGCAUUCCAGUAGAAAAAAUCAUGGGAGUCAGGACCCCACAACUCCAACUUUCCGGAAACAAUUCGAUUAAGGCUUACGUCCAAGCUGGCUUGACGUACGACAGUUCUUGGCCUUCUUUGCCGGCUAAAAGGAUGUUCCCGUACACCUUGGAUUACAAGUCCACUGAAGACUGCCUUCUGGGUGCUAAAUGUCCAAAUGAACCUUUUGAAGGUUUUUGGAUCCUUCCGAUUAACGAUUUAGUUGGAAAUGAAGGAAAAGAAUGUAGUGUUGUUUCGGCUUGUAGAAUCCAAGGUACAGCUGACGAAAUUGCCAACUGGCUAACAAGUCAAGUAGAGGGCGUUCGUACCACCACCAAAGUUCCAAUGACGUUGAUGUUCAACUCUGGCUGGUUCAAUUCAACUGAAAACAGUGAGGCCGGAUUCAUUAAAUUCCUUGACAAUUUGUUAGAAAAGGAAGAUGUAUUCUUGGUUUCGCAAAAACAGGUAAUGGAUUGGAUAAAAUCUCCCGUCAAAUUGGCCGAUUUCCAGACAGAAUCCGAACAAGAUGAUCCGGCUAACUGCGACAAAACAAAAUGCAUUGUCAAAAAAGGCAAGGAAGAUCGUAAUUUCAACAUUUGUACGGAAUGUCCCAGCGUCUAUCCAUGGAUCGGCAAUCCAGAUGGAAAUUAAACAAGAACAAAAUUGGGC